AUGAGUGUAGUUCCGACACAGCGAGAUGGCUAUAGUCUAUCGAGCGACGAUUUGAUACCUUCUGACAUUGACGAGUGUAAGUCCGGCACAGCAAGAUGCAAUCACACAUGUGCCAACACACAGGGGUCAUUCACAUGUUCCUGCAGAAGCGGCUAUAGUUUACUGAGCGACGGCAGAACAUGUUCAGAUGUAAAUGAGUGUAGUUCCGGUACAGCGAGAUGUAGUCACAUAUGUACUAACACACAAGGCGCAUUCACAUGUUCAUGUAGAAGCGGCUAUAGUCUAUCGAGCGACGGUCGAACAUGUUCUGACAUUGACGAGUGUAGUUCCGACACAGCAAGAUGCAAUCACACAUGUGCCAACACACAAGGGUCAUUCAUAUGUUCCUGUAUAAGCGGAUAUAUUUUAUCGAGUGACGGCAGAACAUGUUCAGAUGUAAAUGAGUGCAAUUCCGGCACAGCAAUAUGUAGUCACACAUGUACCAACACAGAAGGUUCAUUCCGUUGUUCCUGUAGAAGCGGCUAUAAUUUAUCGAGCGACGGCAAAACAUGUUCUGAUAUUGACGAGUGUAGUUCAGACACAGCAAGAUGCAAUCACACAUGUGCCAACACACAAGGGUCAUUCAUAUGUUCCUGUAGAAGCGGAUAUAGUUUAUCGAGUGACGGCAGAACAUGUUUAGACAUUGACGAGUGUAGUUCCAACACAUCAAGAUGCAAUCACACAUGUGCCAACACACAAGGGUCAUUCAUAUGUUCUUGUAGAAGCGGAUAUAUUUUAUCGAGUGACGGCAGAACAUGUUCAGAUGUAAAUGAGUGUAGUUCCGGAAAGACAUUGACGAGUGUAGUUCCAACACAUCAAGAUGCAAUCACACAUGUGCCAACACACAAGGGUCAUUCAUAUGUUCUUGUAGAAGCGGAUAUAGUUUAUCGAGUGACGGCAGAACAUGUUCAGACAUUGACGAGUGUAGUUCCGACAUAG
This is a messenger RNA of Mya arenaria, 978 nucleotides long. Its product is annotated as fibulin-1-like. NCBI's taxonomy places the organism in Eukaryota, Metazoa, Mollusca, Bivalvia, Myida, Myidae. Gene Ontology annotation, molecular function: calcium ion binding. The record is from RefSeq and is a predicted model, not a curated record. Bases 1 to 978 code for a protein of 325 amino acids. The transcript is spliced from 10 exons.